Heteronotia binoei (common prickly gecko) is the source of this 851-nucleotide messenger RNA. It is a transcript of the gene EEF1AKMT1, whose product is annotated as EEF1A lysine methyltransferase 1. Gene Ontology annotation, biological process: methylation. The transcript has 6 exons. Gene Ontology annotation, molecular function: nucleic acid binding; protein-lysine N-methyltransferase activity. The record is from RefSeq and is a predicted model, not a curated record. The coding region runs from base 12 to 689 and encodes 225 amino acids. Lineage: Eukaryota; Metazoa; Chordata; Lepidosauria; Squamata; Gekkonidae.
UCUUUAGCCUAAUGGUGUUUGAGAAAAUGAGUGACACUGAUGAUGAUGAUGUUGUACCUCAGCUUUCAUCUCAAGCCUUAGCUGCACUACAGGAAUUCUACAUCGAACAGCAAGAGAAACAUGAUAUUAAGGGAGCAGAAAGGCAUACUGAGUAUUCUCUGGGCUCAAUAGAAGAGAACUGGAAACUGAGCCAGUUUUGGUAUGAUUCUGAAACUGCACUCUGUUUAGCUAAUGAGGCUAUACAGGCAGUUGGAAAAGGUGGCAGGAUAGCAUGUGUCAGCGCACCCAGCAUUUAUCAAAAACUGAAAGAGCUAGAUAGCAAAGAUUUUUCUACGUGUAUACUGGAAUAUGACCAAAGAUUUUCCGUGUAUGGAGAUGAAUAUGUUUUUUAUGACUACAACAAUCCUUUGGAACUUCCAGAAAAUCUCACAGCACACAGUUUUGACAUAGUUCUAGCAGAUCCACCCUAUUUAUCUGAAGAAUGCCUCAGAAAAACAGCAGAUACCAUCAAACAUUUAACUAAAGGAAAGAUUCUGCUUUGUACAGGUGCAAUCAUGGAGGAACAAGCUGCAAAAUAUCUCGGUGUGAAGAUGUGCAAGUUUAUUCCAAAACAUACUCGCAACUUAGCUAAUGAAUUUCGAUGUUAUGUGAAUUAUGAUUCUGGACUAGAUUCUGAUUCUGUGUGUUGACAUACAGAAUGAUCCACAGACUGAGAUGAACCAAGCAGUACCUGAGAUAGGAAGCAAGAGGAGACCAGACACUGUUAUCCACAGUGAGGAAAAGAGGAAGAACUCUGGAAAGUGAACGCUUGCUGCGUUCAAUUUCUGAAAGAAAUGAACAUAACCAUUUAA